Molecule: messenger RNA, 924 nt
Organism: Nicotiana tabacum (common tobacco)
Lineage: Eukaryota; Viridiplantae; Streptophyta; Magnoliopsida; Solanales; Solanaceae
Product: protein BOBBER 2-like
Biological process (GO): protein folding
Cellular component (GO): cytoplasm
Source: RefSeq, a predicted model, not a curated record
UCCUCCUCCUUCUCCUUCAUCAAUGGCAAUUCUCUCAGAUUACACAGAAGAAAAUCAAGAACAGCCUAUGAAGCCUAUAGAGAAAAAACAAGAAAAUUCUUCUCCUUCAACCCCAAAAGAAGAAGAAAAUUCUUUUUCAACCCCAAAAGAAGAAGAAAACAAGAAGUUAAAGCCAAACAAGUCCAAUGGCCUAGACAUGGAGAAUUAUUCAUGGGGUCAAUCUCUUCAAGAAGUUACGAUCAACGUCCCAAUUCCUUUUGGCACAAAAUCAAGAUUCAUAAUUGUUGAAAUCAAGAACACUACCCUCAAAGUUGGACUAAAAGGUCAACCAUUAAUAAUAAAUGGUGAAUUUUUUAAAGCAGUGAAAGUUGAUGAAUGUUAUUGGAGUUUAGAAGAUCAGAAAGAAAUUUCCAUUCUUUUAACUAAGCAAAAUAAAUCUGAUUGGUGGAAGUGUUUGUUAAAAGGUGGACUAGAAAUUGACACACAAAAAGUUGAGCCAGAGCCAAGUAAAUUGUCAGAUUUGGACACUGAAACAAGGGCAGCAGUUGAAAAAAUGAUGUUUGAUCAAAGACAAAAACAGAUGGGACUUCCAACAAGUGAGGAGAUUACAAAUCAAGAUAUGCUUAAGAAAUUUAUGGAACAAAAUCCUGAUAUGGCUAAGAACUUUGCUAAUGCUAAGAUGAUGCCUAACUCUAAGAUGAUGGGAAUGGGCUAAUUGCAUUGAAGUUUUAUUUUGCUGAUCUUUUUUUAAUCUAUAGUAGAUUUAGUUUUUUUUUUUCAUGCUAGUAUGAGAGAUUGGAAUUAUUGUUGGAUUUUUUUUGAUUUCGUGGGGCUUUAUUGUUUGGUUAAUGCAUAAUCAAUUAAUCUUAAUUUUUUCUAUUGGAAAAAAGUUUGUUUAGCCGAAUAUUUACGUCAUUUUUGCCC